Molecule: messenger RNA, 933 nt
Organism: Selaginella moellendorffii
Lineage: Eukaryota; Viridiplantae; Streptophyta; Lycopodiopsida; Selaginellales; Selaginellaceae
Exons: 2
Coding region: 75-788 (237 amino acids)
Source: RefSeq, a predicted model, not a curated record
AAGAUUGAGGAAAAACUGGGAGGCUUUUUUUUCCUUCUUUUUUUUUUUUUCUCUCGAUCCUUUCCUCUCUUUCGAUGGGAGGAGGGAUCAAACCACUGCUGCUGCCGCUCCUGCUGCUGCUGCUACUGCUGUUGAUUUGUUUGAUCGCCACUCCAGCAGAUGCUACGUGCGCACAAAUGGAGAAGUACUAUCUGCUAUCUCACGCUUGCGAUUUCUACUUUGAGGGCUACUACAACUUUCCGCCCUCGCUGGAGCUGGCCGAGAACACGACAUACCCUCUCACGGUGCUGGCCAGGGAUGGCACGCCAAUCUCGGGCAUUAAAACCAUCCACCAGUGCAAGAUCUUCACUCCAAACCCGCUCUCCUACACGGGCCAGGAGCACGAAUGCCCCGUCAACUUCACCAUCGACAGCAAGAACCAGAUCCAAACCGACCGCUUCUCGCAACACGGCGCGCUCCUGGGGACGCUCCAGGCCAGCGUGAUCAUGAUCUAUCUCAGCAACAUCGCCCUGGAGGAUGGGACUCUGCUCACGCCCGGCGAUGGCAACACCAAGUUCCUCGAGUCGAGGAGGUGCGUGGCGUUCAUCCGGCUCCCCGAUCUCGACGGGACCAUCCGGGCCAUGCGGGCGGUGAGCUCCGAGUUUGAGGUCUUCGGCACCAAAGUUGCCGAGGAGUUCCUCAAAACCAUGAAAGAGGUGGAGGCCGCGCUGAAGAAAGCUCUCGGCCACGACAUGGAUCCUCUUGGAGCAGCCGGCAGUGGGAUUCCUUUCGGGAUGUUCUUCCCAUAGAUCAUCAAAUUCCCCGAUCGAUCGACUGCAACCCAACCAAAGCCAACUUUUGGAGAAUUUGGAAAACUUUUCGAUCGCAUUCGACCCGAAAAAAAAUAUUAAUCACGCCCAUCCAACUCGUCUUUCGACAUCGUGGCGACCUUUC